AUGUGCACAAUUGAGUUGCUCAGCAACCACAAAAUCAACUCCUUCAAGUCCAUGAGAAGAGAAGAGGUUUCUCUCUGUGUUGAGUCUAUUCGAGCGGCCGCAAAUAAUAGAGGUGUUGCUGUUGAUCUGAGUGACAAGGUCUCGUCUCUCAGCGUGGACAUGAGCUGCCGGAUGGUGCUUGGGAAGAAGUACAGGGAUGAGGAGUUUGAUGAGAGGGGUUUCAAGUCUGUGGUCAGAGAGGGUAUCCAAUUGGCAUCUGCUCCUAACUUGGGUGAUUACAUUCCCUUUAUUGCUCCACUUGACCUCCAAGGGUUCACAAAACGCAUGAAGUCUGUUAACAAGGCAUUUGAUAACUUGUUUGAGAAGAUCAUUGAGGAGCAUCUUAAACCUAACGAUGGAGAAAGAACUAAGGACUUUGUUGAUGUUAUGGUGGGCUUCAUGGGGUCCGAAGAAUCCGAAUACCGAAUCGAACGCCCCCAUAUCAAGGCUAUAAUGUUGGACAUGCUGGUGGCCUCCAUGGACACAUCAUCGACAACGAUUGAGUGGGCACUCUCCGAACUCAUGAGGCAUCCGAAAGCGAUGAAGAAAGUCCAAAAAGAGCUAGAAAAUGCUACAUCCAGUAGCACCAUUACUGGUUCCUCAUGCAUCCACUGA
Messenger RNA from Prunus armeniaca (apricot), 654 nucleotides. NCBI's taxonomy places the organism in Eukaryota, Viridiplantae, Streptophyta, Magnoliopsida, Rosales, Rosaceae. The record is from the annotation of a GenBank genome assembly.